AUGUCCUCUGUCGAUCUCCAACAGCUCUAUCUCGAAAACGUCUCCUCGAUGAACAUCAUGUACAAGCCCGGUCUCGGUGAAUUCCUCUGGGCCGUCGUCACGACACCGUUCGGCAUACCUGUCUGUCUCGGGCAUGCGUUACUCCGCCUCCUGCUCCCACCAGCGCUCUCAAGUUCCUUCGAUACCUCAGUCGCGAAGACCCUUGACCUCACAUUCUUCGGACAAAUCCAUGUCAUCGGCCAUCUUCUGCUCCUUAUACUCAUCCCCUCGGUGUUUGGGGCAGCCUAUGCACGUUCUCAGGGCAUACGACGCCCCCGUAUACUCUUGUAUGCUCAAAUGGCCUCCCUGAUUAUUGUCAAUCUGGUGACGGGCCCGCUCGCCCCCCUUUUUGUUCCUACUAUUGGGGCGGCAAUCGGCUUCGUUGGCGGGCUCUACGCGGACAUGCGACUGGACGAACUUGAUGCCAGCCAGCUGGAUGACUCUCUGCUGUCCCCUAACGCAGCUGCUAUAGCAGGGUGGUAUGGCUAUGCGCUUGUGUUCCUCACCUGCAAGUUCCUGCACGCAUUGUGGGUAUUCUCCAAGGAACAAAGCCAGCCCACGGUCGGUCUGCGUAUUCAAACCGACAUCUCUGGUGUACUUCCAUUUGAUGUCUUGCCGCUGGAACUUGAGGACGUGGCGCGAGACUGA
Molecule: messenger RNA, 687 nt
Organism: Postia placenta MAD-698-R-SB12
Lineage: Eukaryota; Fungi; Basidiomycota; Agaricomycetes; Polyporales; Adustoporiaceae
Exons: 1
Coding region: 1-687 (228 amino acids)
Source: RefSeq, a predicted model, not a curated record